CUCUUCCAGACUCCUCCUCUUUAUGAUAAUGUGACAAGAGCAUCUCCUGCUCCGAGACAAGCCUCCAUUCCGAGUCAACUAUGUGAUCUCCUCCAUCCUUCCAGCCUCCCGCCCACUCACACUCACACUCACUCUCACACUUCCACUCCGCCUUCGCGUCGCGCCAAACUUACUUUCUCUCACUUUAAAGUUGACUUUUUUUUUUUCUUGCGAUAAUUCCACUGACCGGCAUGGCGACGACAACUCCGGCCGCUCCGACGCUGCUCCCCGUGGCUCCGCUCGGUCACCACCCGGCGCAGAGUUCCGCCUCUCCGGCCGCUCACUCGCCGCCACCCGCGGCCACCUCCGCCACUUCCUCCCCGGCUCCUCCGGCGGCGCGCCCGACGCUGCUUCACCAUUUCCGGGCGGACUUCUUACUCCCGAACGGAACCCAGCUCAAGGUCGGCCCCGUGUCCGGUGGCCCCGGCAAGCCCGUUUACGCCACGCCGUCGCCGGUGGAGAGCACUGCACAGAACAACGAGUGCCGGCUGGUGGAGGUGAAGGGCGCCAAGCUGGCGUCGUUCACCGUCAGAGACACGGAGCUCAUCUGCCUGCCGCAGGCCUUCGACGUCUUCCUCAAGCACCUGGUGGGCGGGCUGCACACCGUCUACACCAAGCUCAAGCGGCUGGACAUCACGCCGGUGGUGUGCAACGUGGAGCAGGUCCGAGUGCUCCGGGGACUCGGGGCCAUCCAGCCCGGCGUCAACCGCUGCAAACUCAUCUCCAGGCAGGACUUCGAGACACUUUAUAACGACUGUACCAAUGCCAGUUCCAGACCUGGACGGCCGCCCAAGAGGCUGCAGACUGUGAGCGAUGGUGGCACUCACCACAUGAUGUCCCAUGGCGCUCUCAUGCACGCCGGCAUCAUGCCUGCAGCAGCCAUUAAAGGACAAGGAGAGUCGGUUGGAAUACAGUCAAAGUCAGACAGGCAGGAAGGAAAUGUGUCCAAAAGCUUUUUUUGCCACAGCCCCAUCUGCUGGAGAAUCUUAGAUCUGUCCGCUUUGGCCAAGAAGAUCAAGCUGGAGAUGGGCGGUUACCACGGCAACCAGCAACACCAUGGCGGCCACAACGGAGAGAACGGGGACCACAGUCCCGGCCUGGUUCUGGACCAGUUGCCCUUCAUGAUGAUGUCACAUCCCCUCAUCCCGGCCAGUCUGGCACCCGCCUCCGUUUCCAUGGCGAUGGGCCAGAUGAACCGCCUGAGCACGCUGGCCAGCAUCGCCAACCUGGCGCAGCUCCACGCCAACACCCCCGCCCGGGCCCCCCCCUCCGUCAUUAAGGAGCGCAUGCACGACAGCCCCUCCCCCUGCCCCUCGCUGGAGGAAGCUCACAUGUCGUCCAAUCACAGCAGCAGCGUGUCCAGUUCGCCCUCUCACACAGAACGCCCGACAGAAAACAUACAUCAACUCCAUGAUGGCCUCACACUCAGUCACUGUGUGUUGGCACACUCGGCCAUCAGAGAGUCAGACUGCCUGGAAUACAGCAAGGACAUCAAGAAGGGGCGCGCCGACAAAGAAUCCCACCCGGCUGACAGACAAGUCUACCACAACCCCCCGCAGAGCUGCGAGAAGGCGGCGUAUUCCGCGGGCCAGAAGCUCCCAGCAGGUCUCCACCACGCUCCCUUCAUCUUCCCGGAAGGCUUGUCCUCCAUAGAGAGCCUGCUCACCAACAUCCAGCAGGGCCUGCUGAGGGUUGCCAUAGAGAACGCCCGGGCGCAGGAGAAGCAGGACCACCUGGAGAGGACGGAGCUGAAGAUGGAGCUGGUUCGGGAGCGCGAGCUGCGGGAGACGCUGGAGAGGCAGCUGAGCGUGGAGCAGAAAAGCCGAGUUCUCAUCCAGAAGCGUCUGAAGAAGGAAAAGAGGAGUAAGAGGAGACUUCAGGAGGCCUUGGAGGAGGAAGUGAAGCUCCGAGAUCAGGCGGAGCACGGCCUGCUGCACGCCGCCAACACCUUUGCAGAGUCCGUGGGCCAGGACGUGGACGGGAGCGAGCACGAGGACAACAGGAUGGACGCCAAGGUGCAAGAAGGCCGAGUGUUCCUGCAGGCUGCUGGGAUGUUCUGAAGACUUCUCCUCCUCCUCCUCCUCACACUUUAAUUUAUCACCAACUUUUAUUCUGUGCUUCUUAGUUGUUUCUGUUCUUUGUUUCCCACAUGAGCCGUGUAAGAGAGCUGUGUACAUAUACUUUGCUUUUCUUCUUCUUCUUCACAAAAGGCAUGUUGUGUCGUGCGUACAUGUGUGUGUGUGUGUGUGUGUGUGUGUGUGUGUGUGUGAUGCAGUAGGCAAGUACAUGUGUGUGUGUGUGUGUGAGUGCUGUGUGUGUGAUGCAGUAGGCCAGUUUCAGUUUGACACAAACAAUAC
Molecule: messenger RNA, 2396 nt
Organism: Entelurus aequoreus (snake pipefish)
Lineage: Eukaryota; Metazoa; Chordata; Actinopteri; Syngnathiformes; Syngnathidae
Gene: dachc
Product: dachshund c
Exons: 12
Coding region: 231-2099 (622 amino acids)
Source: RefSeq, a predicted model, not a curated record